AUGGCUUCCAACGCCCAACUCGCGAAUCUGCAAGACAAGAAGCACUUCCCAGGAUUCGAAGAUCUCGCCUGGGACAAUAACCUCGACAUCCAGUACUACCGCCAGCGAGACAACGGUUACUGGGAGCCUCGCAAGCACUGGGUCUUCAUCGGCGAGAUCGUCGAGGUCCAUAUCGACCUCCGCGUUAGGCUCACCGUCAAGGACCGAGAUGGUCUAGAGAUUCCAAUCGCUAUCUACACAGAAUCCCGCGGUGUAGAGCUUGGCCCCUCGAACCUUCAAGUUGGAAAUACUAUCGUCAUCUUCUACGCUGUCAAGCAUCUCUUCAUGGACAUGACCAUCGGCAUCCGGCAUGAGGAUCUCCAGUACCUCAAGAUCUUUCCGAUCUCCCUCGACAACAUGAUGCAGCUCAGCGACAAAAUUCAAACUCACGCUACCCUUACCGACGGGAUGAGAACCUGCCACGGAUGCAACAACAAGGCAGCGAAGCUGAUGAAGUGUGCCAAGUGCGGCUUCUUUUGGUACUGCAGCAAGGACUGUCAGCUUCGCGGGUGGAAGGAAAACGGUCACAAGGAGGACUGCAAGAUUCUUCGGGAUGGCAACUUCAAGGGCUUGUUCUCUAUCAAGUGGGAUGAGUUUCACAACCACCUCUCUUUUCCGCUGCGCACUGCAGAGUGA
Messenger RNA from Fusarium mangiferae, 675 nucleotides. RefSeq lists its product as uncharacterized. The transcript has 2 exons. Bases 1 to 675 code for a protein of 224 amino acids. The record is from RefSeq and is a predicted model, not a curated record. Lineage: Eukaryota; Fungi; Ascomycota; Sordariomycetes; Hypocreales; Nectriaceae.